Paramisgurnus dabryanus is the source of this 6705-nucleotide messenger RNA. It is a transcript of the gene myt1la, whose product is annotated as myelin transcription factor 1-like, a. Gene Ontology annotation, cellular component: nucleus. Gene Ontology annotation, molecular function: RNA polymerase II cis-regulatory region sequence-specific DNA binding; DNA-binding transcription factor activity, RNA polymerase II-specific; zinc ion binding. NCBI's taxonomy places the organism in Eukaryota, Metazoa, Chordata, Actinopteri, Cypriniformes, Cobitidae. The record is from RefSeq and is a predicted model, not a curated record. Gene Ontology annotation, biological process: regulation of transcription by RNA polymerase II.
UGAGGCAGAGGGGGACCGGGCUCCGCAGUGACAGAGAAGAGCAGUGAGCUGCAGAGACAGACAGAGCCCUGCAGAAUGCACAACACCAGCACCUCCUUUGUUCUGCUUUUUGGGAGGUUGCAGAAUGAAGGGAGGGUAGAGGGGAGAUGUCUGUCAGGCUCAGAAUCACUGAUAUCUCUCUCUCUCUUUCUCUCUCUCGCUCUGUCUGUCUGCUCAAAUGGCAAAUCCCACUCCUGAGGGGGAGAUCACCAUGGUGACAGCGCCUUGCCACGCAUGCCUGUGGAUGCUGCAGUGUAGGAGCACAGAGGAGCCGCGUGCUCCUAUGGCAACUCAAACACGAACAGCCAGCUGUAGCUUCUGAAUUUGGCCCUAUAGUGAUACAGACUGUAAGAAUGUGCCUGGUGCCAUGCAAGUGUUUACGGAUGCCCAUUGGCUAAGAAAAGAAAAACCCAAGAGAAACCUCCACAGGAGCCAGCUUCCAAACGGCGUCCAUUUCUAACCAUGACUGAUGGAAAGCCCGCUAUGUACGAAAGUUAUGAGCCAGAGGCCAUGGAGGAAGGAGAAGAGAGGGAACAGGAAGAAAUAGAGGAAGAGGAAGAAGAGGGGGAUGAUGAAGAAGAGGAGUGCUCGGAUGACAACGAGGAACAAGAUGAGGAAGAGGAGGAUGGGGAAGUGGAGAGAGAAGAGGUAGAGCAGAUGGAGGAAGAAGUAGAAGAGGACGAGGAGGUAGUGGAGGAGGAUGGGGAUGACGAAGAGCAGGAUGAAGACGAGGAGCAGGAAGACGAAGAAGAUGAAGAUGAGCAUGAGGAAGACGACUACUAUGAAAAUCAAAGUCAUCAGCAAGAAGACAAUUAUACAAGUGGUGGACAAUCAAAAUCCAAUCAAAUCAUUGAGAAGGACAAUAACAACAACGUGAACAAUGAGGAGUAUGAGAAUUACGAUGAGCUAGUGGCCAAGUCUCUGCUGAACCUGGGCAAAAUAGCAGAGGAUGCCGCCUAUCAGGCCAUGACCGAGUCAGAGAUGAACAGCAACUCCUCCAACAGUGCAGGUGAGGAUGAUGACGAAGACGAUGAUGAUGGGAGUGAACACGGAGGUCACAAAGGAGAGCUGAGCGUCGACCUGGAUAGCGAUGUGGUGCGUGAGACAGUGGACUCCCUGAAACUCCUGGCUCAGGGCCACGGGGCGGUGCUGCCUGAUGAGACAUACCCAGAUGCCUCAUCGGUGGACGCCGGUGUGGCUAGCCACACUAAUGGCCGAGGCCAGGCAGAGGAGAGCGAGGAGGAGGUGUGCCUAAGCAGCCUGGAGUGUCUGCGCAACCAAUGCUUCGAUUUGGCCCGCAAACUCAGCGAAACCCAACCGUCUGAGCGACCCAUGAUGGAGCACCAAAUGCAGCACCACAAUGAACAUCAUCAGCAUCAACCCCAGCAUCCAAUGCAUCACAUGCCCAGGUAUGACAGCUGCCAAUUGGAGCAACAGAGACCCCUCGAGAGGAACUACUCGGAUAUGGUCAACCUGAUGAAGCUUGAGGAGCAACUCAGCCCAUCUUCCAGGGGCUACCCCUCCAGCUGCGCCCAGGAAGGGGAUGAGGACACUACGUCGGUGGCCUCUGAACGUUCGGAUGAAGCUUUCGACAUGACUAAAGGCAACCUGUCCCUGCUGGAAAAGGCCAUUGCUCUCGAAUCGGAGCGUGCCAAGGUUAUGCGAGACAGAAUGGCAUCGGAACAGAUGGUGGCUCGAAGGGACAAUCAGCGACUUCAUGGAGAGCACAGCCCAAGGCAGAGCAGUAGUGCAGAAGAACGCAAGGCCCGACUCCAUCACGAUGGUGCUAAAAGAGCAUAUUACCCUAAAGAAUCAAGGGGAGAGAAAAAAGAAAGCAAGUGUCCCACCCCAGGUUGUGACGGCACAGGUCAUGUCACUGGACUGUAUCCCCACCAUCGAAGUUUGUCUGGUUGCCCUCACAAAGACCGCGUUCCACCAGAAAUUCUUGCAAUGUAUGAGAAUGUUCUAAAGUGCCCCACGCCUGGCUGCUCGGGACGCGGCCAUGUAAAUAGCAACAGGAACUCCCAUCGCAGUCUCUCGGGAUGUCCCAUAGCUGCCGCUGAGAAGAUGGCAAAAGUUCAGGAGAAACAUCUUCCGUGCGACAGCUCCAAGUCCAACCAGGCGUCAGAUCGCGUUUUGAGGCCUAUGUGCUUUGUGAAACAACUGGAGAUUCCACAGUAUGGGUACAAAAAUAACGUUCCCACCAGCACUCCACGAUCCAACCUGGCCAAGGAGUUAGAGAAGUACUCCAAGACCAGCUUCGACUACAGCAGCAGCUACGACAACCAAGCCUACGGCAAGAGGUCCCUCAACCCCAAGAACCACGGGCGAGACACAUCACCCAAAGGAUAUGACGCCAAGCGCUACUGUAAGACCUCGAGCCCGGCCAGCAGCACCACAAGCAGCUACGCUCCCAGCAGCAGUAGCCUCAGCUGUGGAGGUGGAAGAGGGGGAGGAGGAAGCAGCGCCAGCAGCACAUGCAGCAAGAGCAGCUUCGACUAUACGCACGACAUGGAAGCCGCCCACAUGGCCGCCACGGCCAUCCUCAACCUGUCCACGCGCUGCAGAGAGAUGCCCCAGAGCCUGAGCGGGAAAGGCCCCGAGCUCCUGUCGCAGAGCCCUGGUGACCGGGAUGGUGAUGAGAACGGAACCCUGGAUCUGAGCCGGGCCGGAGGGUUGGGGGAGGGCAGUGGGGGCACAGUGCUGACCCCCUUGCAGCCCAUGUCCCCUCAGCGACAGGCAUUGCUUAACAGCCACUGCUACCAGAUGAGCACAGCAGACUGCUGGGACCUGCCUGUGGACUAUACCAAGAUCAAAAGGCUGGACGAGGACCACAAGGAGGAUGACCUAGACCCUUUUCAAGAUCUGCUAGAGGACCAGCAGUAUUCAGGAGAUGUGUCCCUACCCAGCCCCAAACACAAAUACGCCGCAUGCAAGGAGAGCAAGAAAGAGCUCCUCACGCUAUCAAGCUGCCAACUUGCUGACAAGGGCAUGCGUGGGAUGAUGACAUCUAACUCCCAGGAUCUGAAGUGUCCCACUCCUGGCUGUGACGGCUCUGGGCAUAUCACAGGCAACUACGCCUCUCACAGAAGUGUAGAACAGUGCUAUGAGGAGCCCUUGGCCUGUUUUGGUAAAUCUGUUUCUUGCUCUGAAAGUCUGUCAGGUUGUCCCCGGGCUAAGAAGAGUGGUAUUAAAAUAAUGCACAGUAAGGAGGACAAGGAUGACCAGGAGCCAAUCAGGUGUCCAGUGCCAGGCUGUGAUGGCCAGGGCCAUGUGACAGGGAAGUACGCAUCCCACCGCAGCGCAUCCGGCUGCCCGCUGGCCGCCAAACGUCAGAAAGACGGUUAUGUGAACGGAGCGCCUUUCUCUUGGAAGUCUGGCAAGACAGACGGCAUGACCUGCCCCACCCCAGGCUGCGAUGGCUCGGGCCACGUGAGUGGCAGCUUUCUCACACACCGGAGUUUGUCUGGCUGUCCCCGUGCCACCUCUGCUAUGAAGAAGGCCAGGAUGACAGGGGUUGAAAUGCUCACAAUCAAACAGCGAGCAAGCAAAGGCAUAGAAAAUGAUGAGGAGAUCAAGCAACUGGACGAAGAAAUCAAAGACCUGAACGAAUCAAACAAUCAAGUAGAAUCAGACAUGAUCAAAUUAAGGACACAAAUCACCACCAUGGAGACCAACCUGAAGUCCAUCGAGGAAGAAAACAAGGCCAUUGAGCAGCAGAACGACUCGCUGCUACAUGAGCUCGCCAACCUCAGCCAGUCGCUCAUCAACAGUCUGGCCAACAUCCAGCUUCCUCACAUGAAACCGAUGCCACUGAAAGAUGCCCCCGUUAAAAAUUACUGCUGUUUACAGAUGCCCCAAAGAGAGCCGAUGAACGAGCAAAACUUUGACACAUAUGUGAGCACUUUGACAGAUAUGUAUACUCACCAGGACCAGUACCAGAGCCCGGAGAACAAGGCCCUCCUGGAAAACAUAAAGCAGGCGGUUCAAGGCAUCCAAGUGUAACCUGCUGCAAAAAAGCGUUCGGCCGUUAGCCAAGAAAAGGGGGCUUGAGCAGAGAAUGAUAUCGAUAAGAAUAAAAAAACACACAUCAUGUAUAAAUUAUGGAUAACUGGUAUGAUUUUUUUGCUGCUGUAAUUUAUUGUAUUAUUUUGGCAUUAUUUAUUAUUCUGUUAUGCUUUGGAAAAAUACCUAACUUAUUUGUUGCCUUGCUUUAGGAUGACGAUUGCCAAUGGCAAAUGUUUUGAGGAACAUUCAUGUUUUGUACAUUUUUCAUAUGACCUGACAUAAUGUGAUGUACUGUUUAUAGCUGCUAAUGUAUGCACAUUUUAGUGUAUAUGUAUUUAUUAAUUGUAAACAAAAACCAUCCAUUAUUUUAAAUCUGAAAAAAAGGUGCAGAGGGGGGUACACUGAGGGAAUGUAAGGGCAAUCAGCUUCUUUUUACGGAACUAAUAGGAGCUACGUGCUGCGUAGGCUGUUUAAUGGAUGUACAGUGAUACAUUUUUGUGGUUCGAUUUUGGCUACAUUUUGUAAAACUAUUGAGAAACGUUGUCUUUCGGUUAUGAAAUCAUAUUUAUAGUGGUCAGUGUGGGCACUCUAAUGCAGUAUGUGAAUUGUUUCUGUUUUGCUUGUUUUUUUUAGGUUUGGUUGUUUUAUCUUUUAUUUCCCAAAAUAGAUUGAAAAAAAAAACAGAAAAAAACAACAAUUUUGUGAACGCAAACAUCAUGACACGGAAACUUACUGGUGUAAAUCCCAAGACAGCGAGAGAAAUAUUUCAUAACUUUACGAGUAUUUUCAAAAUCCAUUCUCUAAAUAUAAAGCCCGGCCGGGUCAAGCCAAUACGGAAAAUUUCAAGGAGACAAUCCAACAUGAAUUAUUAAUGUAAUGAUGAUCAUAAAAUGUUAGUGGUAGUAUGAUAGAAUAUCAGCAAUAUAUGAUAACGAAUCAAUCAUUUAUUUAGAUAUGGGAUGCAAACGUUUGGGUAUAUGCAAUUUCUUAUUCUUACCAUAGUAGAAAGCUGAUGAAUCUUUUUACUAAAUGUAAAGUAUUAAGUUUUAUAUAAAUCUUUUAAUACAGUCAUGUUUUAGGGUUUAAACAUGGGUGAUGAUCAAGUCUAAAAGAAUGAAUGCAUUAUGGUUUAACAUUUCACAUGUUCAAUUUUGCACAGGGACACCUUUGUUUCCAUGUUUUGGUGUUUUUAUUUGUUCGAGGAGACCAAGGAGGUGCCCAGAAGUUUGAAUUGUGGGAAGUUUUUUGAAGAAAGUAAAUCUGUGUGUGAAUGUUAGUUUUAUCAGUGUGCUGGAUAUACAGGGUUAAUGUCACCAUCCAUAUGUCAUUGUGUCAUACAGUAGUAAUGCAGCACUCGUCUUGUAGAUUUUGUCCAAACAAUCAUGUAGAGAUCCAUCUGGUCUCAACAAUGACAAGUAUGUCACCAAUGCAAACUCAUCAUAUUACAUGGCUACGACAGUGGAUUCCAAUUAUAUACAGUAUUAGGAGAGAUCAGCUUGCCACCUGUGGUAAACUGCAACUCACUUUCAUUGCUUUUUUUAGGUUUAUGAGAAAUCAGUGGCACUUUAAGCUGUAAGAAUCAUGGGAAUAACAAAUUACGGAAACUUUUGAUAUAAACAAUGACGCAAUGUGGUACGGGUCUAGGUUACGUCAGUGUGUGGGCUAUUACCGUCAAUAAGAGGGUGGUUUACUUACACGAAUAAUUCAUUUUACAUCAUAAUAUAUAUAUAUAUAUAUAUAUAAAGGACAUGUACAGUUAUAGUCCGAGAACCCCACGUUCAUUUCCGUUUACUCAGAGCCCUUUGGAAGCAUCAAGCAUUGUCAUAUACAGGGCUGAUUUUCAGUGGUGGAUUUUAAAGUUCUUUGUGUUUACCGAGCAUGAGUCGCAGUGAUUUUUAGUGUGAAAUGACUCUGGUUGAUGCUGAGGCUUUGUUUCUAAUUUAUGUAUUAUUAAGGCUAGCAUUGUGUUUUCAGAGAGCUCAUGCAAAUGGUGCUAGUCACUCUUAUUUAUUGUUUUGUAAUAUCCAGACAUCUGCUCCCCCCAUGACGCCACAUUUAUCUCUCCAGAAGCUUUGUGUAUGCAGCUUAUUUCCGAGAUAGCAAUGCUUUUAACACUGAUAGGAAAAUACAAUAUCCUCUCAUCCACUAUCGUAACCGAUUAGACAGGAAAAGGGAUUUUAAGCACAAUUCUGCUGCUCAUUUUCAGUUGGCACAUAUUAUACUAUCUACUUCAAAAGGUUAUCUGUGACUAUUUAAAUAGAAAACUAUCUAUGGUGUCACAUGCUUGAAUGCAAAAUACUUUUCUUAUGAUUAAUAAUUGUGAAAUCAUCAGGUUACGAGUUUCCAUUUCAAAUGGAUUUUAAUUAACCAUUUUAAACCAGGAUUUUUUCUAUUAAAAAGAAAGAAAGAAACACGGCUUUCUCUUGCUCUCUUCCUCUAUCCAGCUCUUUAGCAAUCUUUUGCUCUUGUUUUAUUUUCCAACCACAUGGCAUGGUUUUUGUUAAUAUGAUACUUCUUUUGCUCUAAGUGUUUAAGAUCACAAGUUGCAGUGAUAUUUCAUUUUGAAAUUGUGAACUUUGUACAAUUUUUAUCAUGCUGGUGUUAACAUCUCUUACUCAAUAAAACUUGUGUUGCCACAUUAAAUGUCUCUUUUAUUCA